Molecule: messenger RNA, 911 nt
Organism: Amaranthus tricolor (Joseph's coat)
Lineage: Eukaryota; Viridiplantae; Streptophyta; Magnoliopsida; Caryophyllales; Amaranthaceae
Product: inosine triphosphate pyrophosphatase
Exons: 8
Coding region: 153-761 (202 amino acids)
Biological process (GO): nucleoside triphosphate catabolic process
Cellular component (GO): cytoplasm
Molecular function (GO): nucleoside triphosphate diphosphatase activity
Source: RefSeq, a predicted model, not a curated record
AACACCCAUAGGCCAGGGCACAAUUGUACAAGGCCCAAACUUGUCCUAUUCACCUUGAACUAGCCUUUCCAUCUCCUUUGAUUCUGUAUUUGACCUUCUCUUCCAUUUUAUUGGGGUUCUACCAGUAGAUUUUCCAACAUCAAAGUAAGAAAAUGGCGGGGACAAUUGCUAAAGGCUUGAUAUUGCCUAAGCCAGUUACUUUUGUCACUGGAAACCCAAAAAAAUUGGAGGAAUUUAAAGCCAUUUUUGGCCAAUCUAUCCCGUUUCAGUCCCUCAAACUUGACUUACCCGAAUUGCAAGGGGAGCCUGAAGAUAUUUCUAAGGAAAAAGCUCGUUUGGCUGCUACUCAAGUUAAUGGACCUGUUCUUGUUGAAGAUACUUGUCUAUGCUUCAAUGCUCUUAAAGGGCUUCCUGGGCCAUACAUAAAAUGGUUUCUUGAGAAGAUCGGUCAUGAAGGUUUAAAUAAUCUAUUGAUGGCGUAUGAAGAUAAAUCAGCAUAUGCCAUGUGUGUUUUUUCUCUUUCCCUCGGACCAAGUGCAGACCCAGUCACUUUUGUUGGUAAAACUAUGGGUAAAAUAGUUCCAGCAAGAGGGCCAAACGACUUUGGCUGGGAUCCGAUCUUUCAGCCUGAUGGAUAUCAGCAGACUUAUGCAGAAAUGUCGAAGGAAGAAAAAAACAAGAUUUCUCACCGGUACAAAGCUCUUGCCCUGGUUAAAUCGCAUUUCAUCAAGGCUGAAUACACUUUUCAGUCAGGCUUUUAAAAGAAAUGUGUCGUGUUAUUUCUUAGGGAAGUUAUAGUACAUCCAACUCUUUUGUGGUCGGGGUAGUACUGAUGCAUCUUAUUUGACCAUGUACUUGUAUUAAUUUUUUACAAAAUUUGAUCUCCAUAUACGAAAUUUGAUCUCCAUAUA